This is a messenger RNA of Perkinsus marinus ATCC 50983, 588 nucleotides long. RefSeq lists its product as hypothetical. Gene Ontology annotation, cellular component: membrane. Gene Ontology annotation, biological process: carbohydrate transport. NCBI's taxonomy places the organism in Eukaryota, Perkinsozoa, Perkinsida, Perkinsidae. The record is from RefSeq and is a predicted model, not a curated record. Gene Ontology annotation, molecular function: sugar transmembrane transporter activity. The transcript is spliced from 5 exons. The coding region runs from base 1 to 588 and encodes 195 amino acids.
AUGGUCCCCGGGCGGACAUGUAUCUUGGUCGUUAACUCCAUCGCACUGGUUUUCCAAAUUUUCUACAUGAGUGUGUUUUUGAAAUUCGUGGAGACCAAGAAGUCGACUUCUACCCUAUGCGGAACAGUGUUGGCUCUCUACAUCGUCACGAUGUUUGUAGCGUCUCUGACUCCCUCUAUAGUUGCCACUCUGGGUAACUGUUGUGUCAUUGUGAGCAUCUGUAUGUACGCGGCUCCACUGGUGGUAGUUCCCACUAUUAUAAAGACGAAGGACUCCUCGUGCAUGCCUCCGUUAUAUUCUCUCACUGGUAUGGUAAGCGCAACGGUAUGGUUUGGGUAUGGCCUGGCGUCCCAUGAUACUCACGUAGCCGUACCUAAUGGCAGUGGCGCCGUUCUCUGUGCCGUUCAAUUGGUCAUUUGGGCCAUUUACAGAGUGGCUAAAUCGUCUCAGCCGUCAUCCGCCUCUUCUGCCAAUGAUUAUGUCCACAUUCCGGAAAGCGUUAAGUCCCCUGAGUACAUCAGACAUUGCAAGUCCACUAUGUCCGAGUCAACUGUCUGCAGCCUUGAUUAUUUGCUUCUCGAUCCCUGA